Messenger RNA from Pomacea canaliculata, 7086 nucleotides. RefSeq lists its product as uncharacterized. NCBI's taxonomy places the organism in Eukaryota, Metazoa, Mollusca, Gastropoda, Architaenioglossa, Ampullariidae. The transcript is spliced from 19 exons. Gene Ontology annotation, cellular component: ribonucleoprotein complex; cytoplasm; nucleus. Bases 224 to 2596 code for a protein of 790 amino acids. Gene Ontology annotation, molecular function: mRNA binding. The record is from RefSeq and is a predicted model, not a curated record.
UCCAUCCAUUUAAAAGACUGACAUGCUUCUUGUCUGACUUGCAUCAAACGACAGUCGUGACAAUUAGAAACAGAAAUUUUUCACCACAUUUGUUACAAAACAAAUCAAUUCAAAACCAUAUCAACCCAGAUGUUUUGACUUCUACCCCAGCCAAGACAAAUUGAUUACAGAUGACAAAAGUUGCUAUGCAUGCCAGAUAUCACCAAAAAAGCAGGCUGUGGAAAUGGCAUCAGCCAUGGGAAUUCCUGAAAAAAUCAAAAGUAAUGUAAGAGCAAUGCUUCAAUCCAAGAAGGAGGGUGUGCCCAUUGCCAUUUUCUUCAAAAAUUAUAUGGAACUUUUUGAAGAACCACUGGACUUACGGAAGAUGGGUUUUAAAAGAGUUGAAGACUUUGUCUCUGCAAUACCUGAUAUUGCAAGAUUAGAAUUAUCACAGAUUGACCAAGGGUACAGAAUUUUGAAGGCUAAACUGCAAAAUAGUUUUCCAGUAGCAAGUAUAGAACAAGAGCAUAUGCCUGCAUCACAUCUGAAAGACUACAAGACAGCAAAAAGAACUUCAGGUCAUAAUGCCUGCUCUGAUUGGGAUAACGAGGAGACUGACCUCCAGCCAGACGCAAAAGGAUUGUAUUCACUUUGCUUUUCAGGAAGUAAUAAGCCAAGUCAGCCUCUUGAGCCUCUUUUCAACCAAGCAGGGCCAUUGUGUAGAAUACAUGAAAAUAAAGGGAUGGUGUUCAUCCAGUACUAUAGCCGUGAGAGUGCCCUUAAAGCCAUCGACAUGUUUCCACAUUUAAAUCUUCGAGCCACAAGAGGCAAGAAGCCAUCUUCAGUCCAGAGUGGCUCACCAAAUGAGAAGAAGCAGAUUAAAAGCACCACUAUGCAGGCAGCAGAUUACAACAGAAAUGCUCAAACAGGAAAGAGAGCAGAGGAGAACUUUAAUAGAAAUGCUAAGGUUUCACCUUCUGAAGAGUGUGAAUAUCUUUCACCCAAAGGUGUACAGAAGACACCAUUUGAAACCCCAUCAGUCAACAAAGGAAGUCCAAAAAGAGAGAGAAAGUUAUUUAUAAGUAACAUUUCCAUGAAUGCCACAAAAGAAGAACUGUAUGACCUGCUCAGGGAAAGACAUCAUGUGGGGAAGUUGAUUUUCAGGUCCUUUGGCCAUGUUAGGCUUGCUUUUGUGACAAUGAGAAGUAAAGAGGAGGCAGAUGUGCUUAUGCAAGAAUUUGACACCAUGUUGUGGCAUGGUCGUGCUCUCAGUGUACAGCUUUAUGAAAAAAAGCCCCGUCAAGAAAUGCUGAAAGGGAAAAAUUUGGAUAAGACACCAACAAAGAGAGGACAAGUCAAGAAAAGUGUUGAGAGUAAACAAUAUACAAGAAAACUAAAUAACCAGACCUCUCCUGAAGAAGAAAUGCCACCCUUAGAAGAUGAGAUGCCUGAACUAGAGGAGGAUAUCCCAGAGCUUGAAGUGGAUAUUCCCGAGUUGGAAGUAGAUAUUCCCGAGCUGGAAGCAGAUAUUCCUGAGCAGGAAGCAGAUAUUCCCGAGCUGGAAGCAGAUAUUCCUGAGCUGGAAGCAGAUAUUCCUGAGCUGGAAGCAGAUAUUCCCGAGCUGGAAGCAGAUAUUCCUGAGCUGGAAAUGGAUAUGGCACAGCUAGAAUGGGAUGUUAUAAAACAUGAACAAAGCAGUGUGGCCACACUUGCAAAAAACAACAAAGAACAAGAAAGUAAUCAGUCGAUUAUAAUAGAAAAUUUUCCAGAUGAAGCGUCAAAGAGAGAACUGAUCGCACUGUUUUUCCGAUAUCAUCCCAUAAAUGUAACAUUCAUGUCAAAUGAAGGAUGCAAAAAAGCUGUCAUCCAGUUGAGUAGCCCUGAAGACGUGAAGAAGGCUGUUGCUGAGAUGAAUCAACAGGUGUAUAUGGGGAAAACUCUUCUCGUAGAUUUACCACCUGUGUCGCCACCCCAUGAAAAGAAUGAGGGAGAGCCAGUUCUGUCAACAUUGCUUAAGUUGCGGGAAUUUAUCAUCAAACAAAUGGCCAAGCCAAUACUCAAGAUUCGUCUUGGGCAAAGACUGGAGGUGUUGGUAACAUCAGUCGUCAGUGACAGGUUUUUCUGGGGCCAGAUCAUCAUUCCUGAGUCUGGAGAAAAGCUUCAAGAAAUUGCAGGUGUUAUAAACAGCUCCUUGAAUCGUCGAAAAAAAAGAGAAGGGUAUGGCAGAUGUGUGGCAGUCUUCGAUAGUGAUGAUCUCUGGUACAGGGCUUGGAUCUUCAGCACCACGAAAGGUUCAGAUUCUGCUGGGGUUUUCUUUAUAGACUAUGGUAACACUGCUUUUGUCCCUUGGGGCAAAAUAGCAUUCUGCAGCAAUAAUUCAAUCUGGGAUCAAUGCGCCAUGGCAACCCCAUUCACAUUGACUGAUCCAGUUGUCAAUCUGAAGGAACGAGAACUGACAUCUAUUACAGUAGAAGUGACUGCCUGUGAAACUGAGGGGGAAGAGGGAAACUUUAUUGUUGCCAGACCAAUCUCCCUCACAGGCAUGAGUCAGAUUUUGGUGGCUGCCGCUGCUGUCAAACAGAUGACAUUGAAGAAUAGGCACGUCCAGAGCUCCUGAUAUGCUAGCAGUGCUUUAAAGUCAUGUCAUGAUUCCAUGUCACUUCAAAAAUUAUUCUACCUGUUUUGCAAAUUUUUGCUUUUUUUUUUUUUUUUUUUUUUUUUUAAAUAAAGUUUAGCUUUUAACCUGACUGGUGUUAACCCCAGGAGUUAGGCUGGGAGUUUUAUGUUUCAAAAUUUUAUUCCAAGUAUUACUUGGGCUUACAAUUAAAAAAUGUGAAUUUUGGGGCUUUGUCCAAUUGCCAAUAUAAGGUGAUGUAUUUUGUUUGACCUGGCCCCGGUCAUAUUUGAUGCAGAGGUGUACACACUAGUGGUGAUCCUGACAUUGUAAAUGGUGCUGUAGUUUCAGUGCCUCAACCAGUUUCCUUUUAAUAGUGCUUAUGUGGUUUUGCAUCAGAUUUAGCUGUUCGAGAUGCUUAACAAGCACAUGCAAGUCACCUUGAAACAAUUUUACAGUCUAAGGACAGCGCAGUGGUAUUCCAAAAAAAAAAAAAUGCUCAUCAUUAAAGAUGUUUUAAAAAAUGCAUGGGCAUCACAUUUGAAACGGUUAACUGAUUCACAACGCAUGGUUGAGAAAUGCAUGAAAAUAUCUUAGUUUCUUUUAAAAAAAAUCUUUUGUAAAAAAACCUAAGAAGGACAAAACAAACUUUUUUAAAAAAAAAGUAUAAAAUCAGCAGAAUUCAACUGCCUACCUCAGUUCUGAAAGUGUGCUUUUGGGGAAACACAGACUGUCAUUUUCUGUCCUGCAGACAGUUGAUUUAAAUAAACAGUUAUUAAGUAGACAUGAAUGUUUCUGCACAACUUUCUUGUAUGCAGUGAUCACCAAGAAGUUUGUCAGUUCACUGAGGAUGACAGGCUUCCAUUUGUUUAUUUUGGAUCUCUGUGAAACAUAAAUAUAAAUUUUUAUUCUGGUUAAUCUAUGAUCUGCCUUCCUUAUAGUCUCUAGUUUUAUAGAGUUUGCUGUUUCAUUCUCUGUAAACAGUUGGUACAGAUCAACAGAUCUACACUUAUCCCAGAAUGACAGCUUGAAUCGGCCUUGCAGUUCAGGUAAAGCAGUGAAAUUUGUCUGACAGCUAUUCCAGAGAUUUCUGCAUUAGCUGCUGUCAAAAUCUUCAUAAGUAUUUUCAGGCUCGUUGAUAUUGUUGGGUAUUAUUCAUCUGAAAUUACUUUUAUGCUGCAAUGCUUUGGAAGUCACUAACAAGACUCAGGACUUUUAAAGACAGGAAAAAACCAUCAGGUCUUUUAUAAACAUUAUAAUUAUGAAUGUUGUCCAUGCACAGUAUUUUGAUAUUAUCUUUCUAAGACAGGUGUCUGUCUUGAGAAUGACAUUGUUGAACAAAAAAAAAGUAUAUAGUUCUCGAGUUGUCACAUGGUUUGGAGGAUGUAACCAAGCUGCAAACAAGCAGCCUGUCCACCUGUGACUAUCAAUGGGGACCCUGAAUGCCUUAUUCUUUCUGAGGUGAUUCAGUCUAAAAACACAUUGGUGGUGAGUUUGUCAUGAGAUUUUCAAACAUAUCCACUUCAACGAGGCACCAGUGCUUGUGCAGCGUUGUGUCUGUCAUGAAAAACAGCAGGAAACACAUAAGUUGCACCUUGCAUUCUGUCACCUGUACCCAAAUUAUCUCGAAGGACAUGGACAUGUAGAUCUCUGUGGUGAGCUGCUUGUCUAACUUCGUCUUUUGCAUUGGGCUAAAGAGGUGCAAGCCAAGACUAAUUUGCCUCUGCUACUACAGAUGUCACACAUAUUUUCAUAUCCAUCAAACAAUUUUGACUCAUCCUCUGCACUAAACCAGUGUUGCAUGCAUCACAGAAGACAUACUGACAAAAUCUCCAAGAAAAAACUAUUGGUCAAUGAAGUUUUUGCAUCAUAAUCAUGGUGUGAGUUUGUUUUAUAUCUGCAUAAGCGCAGUUGAUUCCAUUUAAUAUAGUAUGAUUUUUUUGUUUAAAACUCAACACUUAACCCUUCACACCUAAUGGUGUUUUCUACAAAUACAUGACCUCAUAACUGUGCAUUUAAAAGGGUUACACAGAAUAUUGGUCCUUGGAUUAUCUGGGAGAACAGAAAUUUCUGCAACUGUGGUCUGUCAUCUAACAAAAGUAAUUUAUGCAGGCAAAUGGCUCCCCUGGUGAAUUAUCAAGUGAUGUGUGUGUGUGUUGAGGAUAUUUGUCCAGGAAAAACUUGUUGUUUGCUUCUUUUUGCUGAUGAACAGACUCUUUCAGUGGCAAAUGGAUAAAAUAGUGGUUUUGACAGCCUUUUGUUUUUUCAUUCAGCCUGCAGCAUUUUUGGAGAUAAUUCCAAUGAUGUGUGCAUAUAAAUCCAUGUCUCUUAAUUUUCAUCAAAUCAAAUCAAAUCAGACUUUAUUGUCUGUAGAGGAUACUCAAGACAGAAAUUUUUCUUUUGCUCACACGGGCAGGCAUACAUACUCAUACAGACAUUUAACGCACACAUAAUAACUACUAUCUGUUCAUUAUUAAAGUGUUUCACAAAUCUUUCAGUCAUCCACUUAAUUGGGAUCCAUUGUAAUAGUAAUGCCACAGGAAGAGAAGAACUUGUUAGUAAGUCUAUGUCUAGAAAAACAUUCUAGAAGGUAUAACAACAGUUUACUUUAUUUGUACAUGAUUAUUCUGCAUGAAGAUGGAGAAGAGCGCUACACUUCAUUGUUGAUGAACCUAAUUGUCUCUAAUGCAAAGGGUCAACAUGUUUCUUCACACAAGGCUUUGAUUUUUUUUUUCCCCAAGGCCUUAUGGUCUUGUACUCACCUAGGUGUUCACUGUGGUAGAUGUGAUAUCAUUUACUACUUUCCACUAUGACAAUACUACUUUUUAUUAAAUGCUUUCAGUAGUCUUUAUUUUUAUUAUUCAGCAGUCUGCAUCAUUGCUGCUGGUGUGUGAUGGUCUCCCUUAUUUUGGUCUCUACCAUGACCAUGACAUUUGCUGCAUGAUCCGCAAGUAUCAGAAGUAUUUGGUUUCAUUUAUUCCUUGUCACUUCCCAAGGAGCAUAGGGCCGUAAGAUGUGGUGCUUUUUUUUUUUUUUUAACAUGAGUGGGUUGAGUGGUUAACCUGCCAGGAGCACACCAAUUGGUGGUGGCAGAAGUAUUGCCUCUUGCAAAUUAUUUCUACAAUAGCCAGAACUCGAUGCUUGAGCUGCUAGUGGAAGAAAUUGUGAUUUUAAACCCUUUUAUAUUGUGCACAUACACAGUCAUUAUUGUACUUGUUCUGUAAGGAUUAUUCAGCUGGAAUUAUGACAAUUUCUAAAAUGAGGUCACGUUAAGUCAUAUUCCUCCAAUAGUCUUGACACAAAGUGAUCACAUGUCACAUCAAAUUGUCUUCUAUUAAAAGCUGACAUUUUCACACCUAUACAAAGUAUUGUAGACUUCACAGCCUUGCCCUAUUGAUUGCUUGGUGGCCUUGUCACUACAACAGACUUAAAUGUCCUUGGAGGUCAAGGUUUUUUUGGGAUGUUGUUGAUAAGGUCAUUUUUAGGGGGAGGGGAUGAGCUUUGGUAUUUGACAGACACUUCAGAAUCAUUGGCCAUUAGUCUUAAUCGCAUUUUUUCUAGUAGGGGAACACCUUGUUUUUUCUGUCCUCAAGUCGAAGUUUCACCUGCUGAAGUUUUCUUUUCUCUUGCUUUCUUGUUGUUAUAGAGAAUUCCUUAAUUCUUCGUCAUGUGGGGCCAUCGCUUUGUGUGCUGUUACCAACGCUAUCAUGAAUUCUUUGACCGUACAUUUUACAUCUCACCACUAAUUCGUUUUGCAUUAAGAGACUGUGAUUUUAAAUACUCCAGUCUCUUAUCAUAGGACAUAUGUUUGCAAUCAUUAAUUAAUUUUGUUGCAUAACUUUGCACACAAUGGUUGUAGACUACUUCAAGUGGAACUCCACGUGGUAUUACCAUAUUCCACAUGAAACCUCACUAAUGCUUCAUAUAAAUUAAGAAAUGUGUCCUGAUCCAAGAAUGAAACUGGUCUUAUUAAGUCCAGCAUUCUAGCUUUAUUGAUUGUAUUUUGGAUAUGAAGAUCUUUGAUCUUGACAGGUUUCUAUGCCUUCAUGAGAUGGAUCAAGGUACGAACUUGAUGCUAGAAGUACUUGCAUUUUUUCUUCUGACGUAUUUGUUAUUUAAUAUUCAAAGUUCUUUGUUAGCACAGAUCUUUGUCUCAGCAUCCCUAUUAAUAAGAACUGCUCCUAUAUUGCAUCUCACAGUCAUGCUAGUUUUGUUGAUUAGAGACAUUCAGCAUGAUGAUCAUUUUAAGGUUAUCUGAUUCUGUCCUCAUAAUGUUGCACUUCUAAGUACCCUGUCCAGUUUCCUAAUCAGUCAGGAUCUUGUCCCAGUGCAUGAAAAUUAUCACUGUUACAUGUACUUGAUGCUUUAUUGGAAAAACAAUAUUCCAAAGCUUUAGAUGCCAAGCAAAUGUAACCUUGAUUCUGAUGAUGUGCAACAUUUACUCAUGCAUUCCUGAGUAAUGAUGAAAAAUAAAUGUUCUUUUAUCAAAUGUA